Messenger RNA from Oryza brachyantha (malo sina), 1818 nucleotides. Its product is annotated as probable solanesyl-diphosphate synthase 3, chloroplastic. Gene Ontology annotation, cellular component: chloroplast. The transcript is spliced from 6 exons. The record is from RefSeq and is a predicted model, not a curated record. Lineage: Eukaryota; Viridiplantae; Streptophyta; Magnoliopsida; Poales; Poaceae. Gene Ontology annotation, molecular function: prenyltransferase activity. Bases 151 to 1359 code for a protein of 402 amino acids. Gene Ontology annotation, biological process: isoprenoid biosynthetic process; plastoquinone biosynthetic process.
CGCGCGCGCACGCCAGGGCCCCCUCCCCCGCACCACGCCCACACCCUCUCUUUGCAUUGCACGCCGCGUCGCGCUCACCAGAUCGUUCGUCACCACCACCCCGACCGGAGCAGCAGCAGCCGCCAGCGCCAGCCAGCGCGAAGCGCCCCCAUGGCGGCGCCGUCGUCCCUCGCGUCGUCCCGGCACUUGUGCCGCCGCGCCACCGCCGCGUCGCCUCACCCUCCUCCUGCUCCGGCGCAGCAGCUCCGGUGCCGAUGGGCCGGACGGCCGCACGCGCCAGGUGUUUGCUCCGUGGUCUCGCCCAGCAAGCCAGGUGUUGCUGCCGUUGACGUGCCGGCGGCGGCGAUUCCUGAUGCGGCGGUCACCGGCGUCGUCGAGCGCACUUCGGUUUCGUCGCUGUUGGAGGUUGUAGCGGACGAUUUGCUCAAGCUUAACAACAACCUCAAAUCGCUUGUUGGUGCAGAAAAUCCAGUUUUAGUUUCUGCAGCGGAACAGAUUUUUGGUGCCGGGGGAAAAAGAUUAAGACCAGCGUUAGUUUUUCUGGUGUCCAGAGCAACUGCUGAAUUGGCUGGUUUACUGGAGCUAACGACAGAACACCAACGUUUGGCAGAGAUUAUAGAGAUGAUCCACACUGCAAGUUUAAUACAUGACGAUGUAAUAGAUGAUAGUGGGAUGCGAAGAGGGAAGGAAACUAUUCAUCAGCUGUAUGGAACACGGGUGGCUGUACUUGCUGGUGAUUUUAUGUUUGCACAAUCUUCUUGGUUUCUUGCAAACCUUGAAAAUAUUGAAGUUAUAAAGCUCAUCAGCCAGGUAAUCAAGGAUUUUGCCAGUGGUGAAAUAAAACAAGCAUCUACACUUUUUGACUGUGACAUCACCCUUGAUGAUUAUCUGCUCAAGAGCUACUACAAGACUGCUUCUCUGAUUGCAGCAAGCACAAGGUCAGCUGCUAUAUUUAGUGGCGUCAGCACUGCUAUAUGUGAACAAAUGUAUGAAUACGGAAGGAAUCUCGGCCUCUCCUUCCAGGUAGUUGAUGACAUUCUUGACUUCACCCAAUCAGCUGAACAGCUUGGGAAACCAGCAGGAAGUGACCUGGCAAAGGGAAAUCUAACAGCUCCGGUCAUUUUUGCUUUGCAAGAUGAACCGCAACUCAGGGAGAUCAUUGAUUCUGAGUUCAGUGAAAUAGAUUCCUUAGCUACUGCAAUAAAGCUAGUUCAUAGAAGUGGUGGAAUAAAGAGGGCUCAUGAGCUUGCAAGAGAGAAGGGCGACUUGGCUAUCCAAAGUCUGCAGUGCCUUCCAAGGAGCGAGUUCAGAAGCACGCUUGAGAACAUGGUGAAAUAUAACCUUGAAAGGAUUGACUAGGCCGGUUUAUUGGAUCUCUCAAUCAGAUACAGACCUCCAUUGUGAGCUUACAGUAGCUCCCCAGAAAGGCAAACAUUUAAGCUUCUAAACCCUGUUUGGAUCAGUGGAUUGCCAAAGGAAAUUAGGGGAAAUGACAAUAUUUUCUUACAGAGUGAUCCUGUGGAAUUCUCACGAAACAGACCAUUGGGUUGUCUGAGAUGAAUGAUGCAGGACAAUAUCAUCCGCAAAGCAGCGACCUUGCCAGGUUCCUUCCACCUUUGUGCCUGAAUGUACCCUAGCAUUUUAUUUUGCAAGUCUUGUAAAUAAAAGAAAUAUAUUGACAUUAGCAUUCUUUAGUUUUGCAAUUUGCUCAUGCAUAUAGAAAACACGUUGUGUACUUGUAUGGGCACACCUGACAGGCCAACAUAAACAUUUGUGUAUUAUGUGCUGCUGAGAUAUGAUGUUUCCCAUUAAAGUACU